UGGAACCACUGCUUACCAAGAAAGCUCAAAACUUGAAGGAAGGCCACCAUAUUGCACACUCUCACACAAAACUAAUGAUCAGUUACAAAGUUCGUUCAAGGACAAUGAUGUACUGGAGCAUGCUAUUGACAAAAAAGCGAAAAUACCCAAAUUUGUGCUAGAAGAAAGGCCGUUCUAUUUAGCUUGCCCAAAAUGCUUCAAGGAAAUGAGGAAAAAGCCACAAAGCCAACUACUAAUCUGCACAGAACAUGAUAUGCAACAACCUCUUUACUGGUUUGCUGAGCCACCACCUGCGCUCUAUCUGCCUUUUUGCCUCUAUUCCACUGCUUCAUAUUUGGUCGACACAGAGAGAGAUAGACCAAAGGAUACGGGGGGAAGAAGGGAGAGAAGAAGAGGCCCUCCCUUCAAAAGAGAAGACAAGAAGAAGAAGCAGCAAAGAGUCGUCAGGUUGGCGUCAACUCAAAACUUUGAAGAUGAAGGAGAAGAUAAUGUUGACUGGGAAGAAGCUCCAGUUGCAGGAUUUUUCCCCUACUCAUUUGACAAGGCCUCCUUUCUAAUCCAUACCCCAGAAACAUUGGUAUCAGGUGUUCCCAGCGUAUUGCGUCGGGUGGUUCCGAUACCUCUGCAUGUUUCCUCCAGAGAAGGAAAACGAGAAGGAGAACUUACUGCUUUGAUCUGCACAAAAUGACAAAAAGAAGAGAGAGAGGGGUAGAGAGAAGGAGUGAUAGAACAAGUGCACCCACCAAGAGGAAGAAAGAAGAAGAAUGCACUGCAUUCAGGAGAUUCAAAUUCGUAUCAUUGAGCACCAAACUGAAGCGGGUUUUCUUUUACCCACUUUUCAUAGUCCAAUGGCUGCUAACAACUUUCCAGUGGGUUUGGAUAAGGAACAGAGAAGGAGAUGGAAUACAGGGUUGAAUUGUUCAACAAGUAAGUUUUCUGCUUGGUAUUUUAGUUGAUGUCACAAACGAGUAAUGGGGUUUUUGCAAGGUAGUAUUUGAAUCACUUCGGGUGCUUCUUUGUCAUGUCACAAAUCAGUGCUGGUUAUGUAAAUAUUUGUACAAAGAAUGUAUAAAGCUUAGUAAGCAAACAACCCCGCGGCAUCGCGCGGGAGAGAUUAUCUAGUGAAUUCUAUUUCCCAACUUUGUAUAAACUCUUGGUUUCACGGCCUGUAUUGUGUUGCCUUACUGGUGAUGUCUCUUACUCUCUUUGUAUGGGCCGUAUGGCUUUAAAACUGGGAGACAUCCGGCAUGAUAUUUGUCGGUUGAUAUGGUUAUAAUUUUGAGAAAAUUAG
Rosa chinensis is the source of this 1291-nucleotide messenger RNA. RefSeq lists its product as uncharacterized. Lineage: Eukaryota; Viridiplantae; Streptophyta; Magnoliopsida; Rosales; Rosaceae. The record is from RefSeq and is a predicted model, not a curated record. The transcript is spliced from 9 exons. The coding region runs from base 206 to 688 and encodes 160 amino acids.